ACCAAUGUCAGCAUUUGGUCCAGAUUGGGCGAGUUUGUGAGGAAGGUCGAGUCUCGUUGCAUUUCUGUUAUCUGUCAACACUUUCCCUCGUUCGAUUCUUUAUUCAAGCCAGAAGCUCAAUACAAAGAUUUCAAUUGACAUUCAAGUCAAGUCACCAAGGGGUCAUCUUCCAGAAUCUUCCUGUGUGCCAUCAGAGUCAAGCAUCAUGACAAAACCGUGGGCUAACGAGCCAUUCGCUCUCAUCCCUUCGCCGACAGCUUCGAAGGAGGUCUCCAAGGAGACACUCAAAGUUGCGACCGACAUGUGCUUCGUACACAACCUCUUCUUCCGCAACCUCAACGCCGUGCACUUGCAAUAUGAGCAGGUCACCAAGCCCGAAGACAUCGCAGAUUUCAUGGUCUUCUGCCAGUGCAUACACGAAGGGAUCCACACGCACCAUCACCACGAGGAGGAGUUCUUCUUCCCCGAAGUCGAAGUGUACACCGGCCAAGCAGGACUCAUGGAAACCAAUCUUCAGCAACAUCACGCAUUUGAGGAAGGCCUGAAGAGGUUUGGCCAGUAUGUGUACAGUACCAAACCUCAUGAAUACAACCCGAAGGAUUUCAAGGAGAUCCUUGAUAGUUUCACGCCCGCAUUGGUCAAACAUCUGAAUGAUGAGAUCCCGACAUUGUUGGCGCUAGAGAAGUAUGGAGGAGACAAGUUGCUAAAUUUAUGGCAAGAGCUCGAGAAGAGGAUUUUGGCUGGUGCUAUCGAUCCGUAUCGUGUGAUGCCAGUCGCGCUCGGAAGCUUCGACAAAACGUUUGAUAAGAAUCAGGUGGCGCCGUUCCCUUGGUUCGUGCCGUAUUUGUCGUGGCUUUGGUUCUCGAGGAAGCACAAGGGCGCGUGGAGGUUUAGUCCCUGUUCGAUCUGGAGUAAACCAAGGGAACUGCAGUUUGCGAUGGAGAAGUGAGAAUAGAGCAGGCUGGAGUGAGUACUGGGUUGUUGGUUGGCAUUUUGGUUCGAAGUACUUUGAGCCAGCGUUUGUCUUUUGCGGAGAUACUUCUCCCUAAUUUUCUCGGGAAAUGGUGAUGGCAUAAGGUGUAUCUUUUGUAUACUAUUAGCAUACUUUUCAUAGAAUUUGACUUGCUGCAAUGUCCGGA
This is a messenger RNA of Hyaloscypha bicolor E, 1139 nucleotides long. RefSeq lists its product as uncharacterized. The transcript is spliced from 4 exons. NCBI's taxonomy places the organism in Eukaryota, Fungi, Ascomycota, Leotiomycetes, Helotiales, Hyaloscyphaceae. The record is from RefSeq and is a predicted model, not a curated record. Bases 206 to 949 code for a protein of 247 amino acids.